UAGCCCAGACCCUCCUCCGCUCCACAGCAUGUGGAUGGUCUGGCAAAGCGAGACUGCCUCUACUAAGACAACAAAUAAUUAUGUUAUACACAAGAAAACAAACUAGAUAAACACAAGACAACAAAUACACUUUAAUCACACAAAGACACUACAGAUGUAAUAAGUCAGAAACAUUUAUUACAGAGCUUGUUUUUCUUAGUGCAUGGCAACAGUCAGUAUAUUUUGCAUAUUGAUUUUUCUCCCCACAUAAAUAGGCCAGUUUCUGAGGAUCGGGGAGAUGGAAAAACUCUCCUUUUUCUCACAGUAUAGUAGGAGGUGAGAUUGUGUCUCAACUUUUCUUCUAUGUCAAAGUGAACACAGCCUGGCCUCCCUAGGUAGUCUGUUCUGACUGUGACGGCCUGCUUUUGUGGUCAGGCUGUGUCCACUCUGUACGCUCUCUAUCUCCUUUUACACACACACACACACACACACACACACACACACACACUCUCUCACGUACACUCACGUACACUCCCGUACACUCCUUCCCCUUUGCCUUGUUGCCAAGGAAACAUUCUGACAGUCAAAGAUAUCUUCCCACACACUAUACAAAAGGGUUCACACGCACUUUUCUACCACUGGUUGCUGUGUCCUAGACUUCUUGUAUGUCGCAGUGCCUAUGACCUGAUCAACAGAUAAAUACCAGAAGACGUCUGUGAUGGCAGCUGGCACUUGCACCAACAGUGCAAUGGCCAGCCCAGAUGUGGUAGAGCCAGUGGCUCAAAGCUCGACGGCCCAAAACCUGGCCAGAAGGCGCUUUUCGCGUGACGCCCAAGGUCUGAGUCCAGACGAGAUAGAUGGCCUCAUGUCCAGCAGUGAGGGACGUCCCUUCCUUGUGGUGCAUCAUCUUCCUGAAAUAAAAGAGGAAGGGAUACCUCCCCUAAUGCCUGGGAUCCCUAUUACAUGCAGAGUGGAGAACACAGAGAAACACACUACUCGCUCAAAGGUCCAUGUAGGCACCCUAUACACAGUGCAACUAACACAUGGCCACUUCCACUGGACUGUUAAGAGGAAGUACAAGCACUUUCAGGAGCUGCAUCGAGACCUUUACAAGCACAAGAUGAUGCUUCACUUGCUGCCUCUGGGAAGAUUUGCAAAGGAGAGGCAACAGCUGAGAGCCAUGUCAGAGGAAAUGCCCAGCCUACACGGGACUGAACGGACCAGGAGGACCUCUAGCAAAUUGAAAUACCUUGAGGAGUACCUGAAUGGUCUGCUGGAGAACUCAUUUUGUAGGAAUGAUCACAGCAUGAUGGAAUUUCUCUCUGUCGGAGCUCUCUCCUUCGUCACUGAUCUCGGACCCAAAGGCUUGGAGGGACCCAUCUUCAAGAGGUCUGGGGGUCACCGGAUCCAAGGCCUGAACUGCAUUGGCCAUCAUCAGUUCUGUUUUCGCUGGUCACGGCGCUGGCUGGUGGUGAAAGACUCCUUCCUGAUGUAUACGAACCGAGACAACGGCCAUAUCAACUUUGUGUUGCUGUUUGACCCAGAGUUCAAAGUGAAAGUGGGCAACGCUCACACAGACACCAGAUAUGGAGUUUGCUUUGAGAACUUCUCUCGGAGUCUGAUCAUCAAGUGCAGCAACUAUAGACAGACUCAUUGGUGGAGUCAUGAAAUCAACCGGCUGGCAGAAACCUGUGACUUUCUCAAAGUGCAUCGCUUCGAGGGGUUUGCACCACCACGGGAGAACACACUCACUAAAUGGUAUGUGAAUGGAGGUGGCUACUUUGCAGACCUGGCUGAUUCUCUCGAACAAGCCAGGGAGGAAAUCUUCAUCACAGAUUGGUGGCUCAGCCCUGAAGUAUUUCUAAAGCGACCAGCAACUGAAAACUACUGGCGUCUAGAUGAAAUCCUCAAACGCAAAGCAGAACAAGGAGUCAAAGUGUGUGUCCUGCUGUACAAAGAGGUGGAGCUAGCACUUGGCAUCAAUAGUGAGCACAGCAAGAGGACUCUUAUGAAUAUGCACCCAAACAUCAAGGUAAUGCGACAUCCUGACCAUGUGUCCUCUGUGGUGUUCCUGUGGGCUCACCAUGAAAAGAUGGUGGCUAUUGACCAAACGGUGGCCUUUGUGGGGGGGAUUGACCUGGCGUUUGGGAGGUGGGAUACCAACCAGUACCGGCUAACUGACCUGGGAUUGACGGCCAACAGUGUAACCGAUGGGGAGCCAAAAGGAGAUAAAGGAGGUAAUGGUGUGGCUGAUGGUCCUAAACCAUCCGAACCAGAUAAGCAAGCAGAGCAGGACCCUUAUGAUCUGACCUGCAACAAUAAACUGUGGCUUGGCAAAGACUACAGCAACUUUAUCAGGAAAGACUGGGUCCAACUGGACAGACCCUUUGAAGAUAACAUCGACCGUACUCAAGUUCCCCGCAUGCCGUGGCGUGAUCUGUCUGCAGCUGUUCAUGGCAGAGCUGCCAGGGAUGUAGCCCGCCACUUCAUCCAGCGCUGGAACUUCACCAAGAUCUUCAAAAACAAGUACAAGGACGAGUUCUACCCUUACCUUCUUCCCAAGUCUCACUGCACUGCUGACUCACACUCAUUCACUGUGCCUGGAUCCAAGAAGGCCAAAGUGCAGGUGUUGCGCUCUGCCGACCGUUGGUCUACUGGAACCUGUGAAAACUCGAUCCUCAAUGCCUACAUCUACACCAUCGAGAACAGCGAGCACUACAUCUACAUCGAGAACCAGUUCUUCAUCAGCUGUGCCGAUGGGAAGACUGUCCAUAAUGGGAUCGGUGAUGCAAUUGUGAAUCGAAUCUUGCGUGCACACAGAGAGCAGAAGAAGUACAGAGUGUUUGUGGUGAUUCCUCUACUUCCUGGAUUUGAGGGAGACAUCGGUGCAGGAGGUGGAAAUGCCAUCCAAGCUAUUUUGCACUUUACUUUCAGGACCAUGUGCCGAGGGGAGCACUCCAUCCUGUCAAGACUUAGUGAAGUUAAGGACCUGUGGACGGAGUACAUCACACUCUGCGGCCUGAGAACACAUUCCCAGCUCUCCCAGUCCCUUGUCACAGAGCUCAUCUAUGUUCACAGCAAGACCCUCAUUGCCGAUGACCGCUGCUAUAUCAUUGGAUCCGCCAACAUCAAUGACCGCAGCAUGCUGGGCAGCAGAGACAGUGAGAUGGCAGUGUUUGUGGAAGAUGAAGAGCGUGUCCUUUCUAUCAUGGGAGGGCAGGAGUACCAGGCAGGACCCCUCACCCUCGCUCUGCGUAAACAGUGUUUCAGUGUUCUUGUUGGAGCUUCUUCAGACCCAAGUAUCAAUGUUGAUGAUCCAAUCAGCGAUGAAUUCUUCUUCUUGAACUGGAAUGCACCUGCUAAACUGAAUGCCACCAUUUAUGACAAGGUCUUCAAAUGCCUGCCCCACAACUCUGUCCACAACAUGCGAGAGCUGAAGGAGUACUCCAGCAAGAAGCGCCUCUGUGACACAGACCCUGAGCAGGCCAUAGAGGAGCUGAAGGCCGUCCGAGGGCUGCUGGUCCACUUCCCCCUGAGGUUCCUGUGUGAGGAGAACCUGCUGCCUCCACUGGGCACUAAAGAAGGCAUGGCUCCUGUCGGCCUGUGGACAUAACCGCAGCUCAGCCCAGAUCAGACCACUACGUAACAGUUAAAGGGCUGCUGUACCACAUGCUCCUCCUUGUCGUUUCUAAUGUUCAGCACAGUACACUAAAGUAGUUGCAGGACUGACACUCCAAUGGUGAGGAAAACCCAAGUUCUUUAUAUUGUCUUUUUGAGUGACGAUGAGCUAGCCUGAACAUAACCACUGAAAUGUAGAUUUUAUUAUGUAGUAGAUUCACCUGAACUGGCCAGUUUAUUCAUCAAGCAUCUCACAUGAUCUGGGAACAUAGUGUACAUUUAUUGGUGCAAGGUUUUUGGGUGGGUGGCUCUCUCUCUCUCUCUCUCUCUCCCUCUCUCCCUCUCCCUCACUCCCUCACUCCCUCCCUCCCUCCCUCUGAGGCUUCACCUCUUACUGCAGUGCCAGCAAAUCUGUCAGAACAUUUGUGGUUGUUAUGGUGACGGAUAUAAAGAGAUGACUGGAUUGUAGCUGAAAUAAAGACUGGAUAGGGCAGAAAGGGGAGAGUACUGAGAAGAGGGAUAAUAUACUAAAUCAGGAUGCUGUAUUGGAAAAUCAAAAGUAUUAUUGAAAUCGGAUAGAUUAUGUGGAAGCAAAGUCAUUUUAAUAUUUUUGGAUAAAAGAUUGGGUGGGAAAACUGUGAGAGGGGAAAGAAAAGGAGGAAAAGAUAAUUAAAGGGUGCUAGGUUGAUUUACCGUUAAUUGUUUUUGUCUUUUAAAGGCACCAUGACAACCAGAUUGAAUUAUUAUAUCACCAUGUCAGCAGAACAGAACAUUCCACUAUCUACUUCAGCUAUUUCCGUGUGGGCUCCACAAUUCUAAUUAAUACUAUAAUAAUAAAUAAUAAUAAUUCUGUGUCCAGGUGCCAUCAAAUUUCUUGCAAAUCUAUAUUAAUUUUCAUGCACCAGGCUUUAAUUGAGGCAUUACAUUUGGCCAUAGCACUAUAACUGAGUAAUGACAUAAUGUGGCUUUCAUUCAUGGUGCAAUUCCAAUUGAGCAACAUUGAGUCAUAUUUUUAGCCUCACACCACAAUAUAUUUAUUUAUAUAUUAUAUACAAUUAUAUUUUUUUAAAUAUAAAAUUACACCUCAAAACCUGCUAAUUCCCUUUACUGAGCCAUGAGGAACUGUGUUGAGCAAGUGUUGUACUGGACAAAUAUGUAGCAUCCCCCUUUUGAAACAUUGCAUUGGCUGAUUUGGAAAUAUGUAAUAAUUCAGCAGAACAUACAGCAGAUGCUGCCUUCCUCAUAUAGAAAAGCAGGACCUGGGUUACUUUUAUGCAAUAACAAAAUGUGAUGCAUGAUUCCUUAGCUGUAAGACAUGGGUGACAGAAAAAUAGUUUGACCAAGGUGGGAGGAAGUGAGUAAGUGCUGUAUCCUGAGAUUGAACACUUGGGGAAACACAAUGUUUACAUGUUUGAAGGUUUCUUACAUGACACACAUUCAUGCCAAGUUUUAUCAGUGCCUCUGCAAAGCACUUGUAUCAUGUCAAGGUUUUUAGAGUGUUUAAAGAACAACCAGCAAAGAGGCAGACAAUAGGCAGUAUAUGAAAUUUUUGAAUGGGACUUUAUGUUUUAUAUUCCUAACCUUUUGCUGGUGUUCUCAUUGGACUUUGUGGGGGUAAACAAAAAAAAAACAACCUGUUCAAUGUAUUUUAAAGAGACCUGUAUGUUAAUGGAUACUUGAAGUGAUAAUCCAGUUCAUAAUCCCAAAAAGUGGAAAUUUGCUGAACCUAUGACAGAACCAGUGAAACUGUACAGACUUCUUCAUACGCUUUCAUGACAUGCCCACAAGUCAACAACACUACCAAGGUGGUUUCAGUGCAUACGUGUCUGUGAAUCUAACAGAUGCCAAGUGUCCCACGUGAAUGCCGCCUUGCCUCUACAUGUAGCCCCUUUCACAGAGGAGCUAGGAAAACCAUAUGUGUUCAGAAAUUGCUGGCUUCAGAACUAGUCACACUUUUCUUCCGAAGGUCUCAAAAGGCCACUUUGAUCCCAUGCACACUGGAAGCUGGGUAUUUAGCCUCUCUGAUUAAGCACAAAAUGGUUGCCUUGAGGGUUAUUCUUUGUUUAAAAGAUUCAGAAGAAAUGUCUGUGAUAUACUGAGAAGUAACCUUAUACUGUUUCUAUCAUGAAUUUUAUUUUUAUUGAACUAAUAGCCAGCAUUACCAAUAUAUUUUUAUGAAUAUACUACUAAUAGAUGAUUGUGUUUUUAACUUUUCCGUAUAAUCCAUUAACAGUCACCACUUGAAAACCUUUGUGUAUGCAAUUCUUACUCAAUCACUUACAUGUAAGUACAGUCAACUUGUAUUUUCAGGUUUGUUAAUUUUCUUGUUUCCUCAAUAAACUUGUUUUUUUAA
This is a messenger RNA of Perca flavescens (yellow perch), 5950 nucleotides long. RefSeq names its product phospholipase D2 (gene pld2). The record is from RefSeq and is a predicted model, not a curated record. The transcript is spliced from 24 exons. Gene Ontology annotation, cellular component: plasma membrane region; intracellular membrane-bounded organelle. Gene Ontology annotation, biological process: phospholipid catabolic process; intracellular signal transduction; phosphatidic acid biosynthetic process. NCBI's taxonomy places the organism in Eukaryota, Metazoa, Chordata, Actinopteri, Perciformes, Percidae. Gene Ontology annotation, molecular function: D-type glycerophospholipase activity; phosphatidylinositol binding. Bases 698 to 3592 code for a protein of 964 amino acids.